Oncorhynchus gorbuscha (pink salmon) is the source of this 2858-nucleotide messenger RNA. RefSeq names its product pendrin-like. The coding region runs from base 233 to 2563 and encodes 776 amino acids. The transcript has 21 exons. Gene Ontology annotation, molecular function: chloride transmembrane transporter activity; oxalate transmembrane transporter activity; secondary active sulfate transmembrane transporter activity. Gene Ontology annotation, cellular component: membrane. Gene Ontology annotation, biological process: transmembrane transport. The record is from RefSeq and is a predicted model, not a curated record. NCBI's taxonomy places the organism in Eukaryota, Metazoa, Chordata, Actinopteri, Salmoniformes, Salmonidae.
CCUCAUAUAAGCCUUAAACACAAACACACACAGGGAUGGGGCUCUAAGAAACAAAGAGAGAGAGAGUGAGAAGGAGAGUAUGACAUUGAAGAAUUAGCCCUAGACUGUUUGAAAGAGGAUGUGUAAUGUUUGUGGUCAAUUCGUGGGAUGUACUUUUGUUAUUCACUUCUGAAAAGGAGCAACAUUCUGGAAUAUAGAACAACUACCCAAGGAGAUCAGCAGGUGGAGCGGUAUGGAUGCCCACUCUCCAGAGAACCUGUACCCAUACACCGUGUCCAGACCCAUCUACUCCAACCCCACGUUUGAGGAGGACAACGAGAGGCAGGCCCGGGAGGAGAGGACCCUGAGGGAGAGACUCAGCCGCACCUGUGGCUGCUCAGGUAGGCAGGCCCUGAAGGUUGUGAAAGGAGUCUUUCCUGUCAUUGACUGGCUCUCCAGAUACCCAAUAAGAGAGUGGCUUCCCAGCGAUGCAAUCUCUGGUGUUAGCACUGGUCUGGUGUGCAGCUUACAAGGCCUGGCCUAUGCCCUGCUUGUGUCCGUGGCUCCAGUCUAUGGACUCUACUCUGCCUUCUUCCCCAUCCUCACCUACUUCCUGCUGGGCACCUCCAGACACAUCUCUGUAGGUCCGUUCCCUGUGACCUGUCUCAUGGUGGGCUCCAUCGUGUUGACCCUCGCCCCCGAUGACCACUUCCUGCUUCCUGGGAAUGGCACCGGUGUGAAUGGAACAGAGGCUGAUGGGAUUGUGGUGGACGUGGAGGCCAUGGAGGCCCAGAGGAUCAUGGUGGCGUCCUCCAUGACUGUGCUGGUCGGGCUGUUCCAGGUGGUAAUGGGGCUGCUCCAGGUGGGCUUCUUGGUCCGUUACCUGUCAGACCCCCUGGUGGGCGGCUUCACCACGGCCGCUGCCUUCCACGUCCUCAUCUCCCAGCUGAAGAUAGUCCUCUCCGUCCCCACUAACAACCACAGCGGCUGCUUCUCCAUCCUCUACACGCUCAUCGACGUGUUUACCAACAUCAGACAGACCAACAGAGCUGACCUGGUGGCCGGGCUGCUCACCAUUGUCAUCGUCAUGGCCGUAAAAGAGGUCAACUCCAAAUUCCGGCACAAGAUUCCUGUCCCCAUCCCCAUUGAAGUGAUUGUGACUGUGGUUGCCGCUGGGAUCUCCUACGCCACCGAGCUGGAGUCGCGCUACGGUGCCAGCAUUGUGCACAGCAUCCCCAGGGGGUUUGCUCCAGCUCAGCCUCCCAACACAGAGCUGCUGUGGAACAUUCUGGGCUCCAGUUUCUCUACAGCAGUAGUGGGCUAUGCAGUAGCUGUCUCUGUGGCCAAGGUCUACGCUGCAAAACACGACUACACCAUCGAUGGCAAUCAGGAGCUGAUAGCGUUCGGGUUCAGCAAUGUGUUCUGUGGCUGCUUCUCCGGCUUUGUGGCAAGCACUGCACUGUCCCGCACCGCUGUACAGGAGAGCACCGGCGGCAAGAGUCAGGUGGCUGGUAUAAUCUCAGCUGUGAUGGUAAUGAUUGUGAUCCUGGCUCUCGGGAACCUCUUGGAACCCCUGCAGAAGUCAGUGCUGGCAGCCAUCGUCAUCGCCAACCUGAAGGGAAUGUUCAUGCAGGUGACAGAGGUGCCCACACUGUGGAGACAGAACAGAGCAGACUGUUUCAUCUGGCUGGCGACCUGCCUGGCUUCUGUGGUGUUGGGACUAGACGUGGGACUGCUGGCUGGCCUGGUGUUUGAGAUGGGAACUGUCGUGGUCCGGACACAGUUUCCUGCAUGCUCUACACUUGGAAACAUACCCGGCACAAACAUAUACAGGAACAUGAAAGACUACAAGAAUAUUGCAGAAGUUCCGGGAAUUAAGAUUUUUAAGUGCAAUGCUCCCAUCUACUUUGCCAACAUUGACUACUUCAAAGAGCGAUUGAGAGUCACGGUGGGGUUUGACUCUGUCAGAGUGUUCAAGAAGAGGAAUAAGGCCCUCAAGAAGAUUCACAAACUCAUAAAGAAAGGGAAACUGAGGGCGACAGAGGUCUCCCUGGGUGUCGACAACAAGGGCUUCGAGAGCGAGCAGGACAGUGGUCGGGAGUCCGGACAGGUGGAGGACGGGGAUUGGCCUGUGCCAGAGGUGGAGGUCCGUGUGGAUUGGGCCUUGGAGCUACCAGUCAGGGUAUCGGUACCUAAGGUCCAGAUCCACAGCCUGGUACUGGACUUCUCAGCCGUGUCCUUCCUAGACGUGGGGGCAGUCAAGUCCCUCAGACUGGUCAUUAAAGAGUUCCUACGCAUCGGAGUCCAUGUCUACAUUGCAGGCUGUGACGAUGAAAUUGUAUGGAAAAUGGAAGCCUUGUCCUUCUUCGAUGAGGAGGUGACACGAGAUCUCCUCUUUCUCUCUGUCCAUGAUGCCAUCCUCUUCAUCAAACUGGAGACAGCCAAUGGGAGCAUGCAGGAUGCCAUGGUUGAGGGGCUUUCUCUAAUGCAGGAUUGCAAGGAGCCACCGCCUUUCACUGAGGAAGAGGACCUAAUUGAGACCUAUGACAACCAGCAUAGAGCAAUCCAUGGACUAUCCAACUAACACAGAAACGCAGAAGAGCUGACCCUGUAUCUAUGUUCUCUAUGAACAGAGGAUCAACCAGUAUAAGUUAUUUUCCAUAAGGGACCAAAUCAGGGGACACUGACGAUGGAUUUUCCCCAGACUACAGCUCAAACUCAGGGGAAGCUGCUCUUCGCCAACUGAGUAUAACUUUGGACUUUGGAGUGGACUAAGAGGGUGAUUUGAGGCAGCCGGUCAUUGAUAUCUCUCUUUAACAACAGUAAAGUGUCUUAAUUAGAUCAAUGAAUAAUAAACUGAUUUAUAUUAUUGUAACCUC